GAGCAAUAAUUUGCGCAAUUAUUGGACUGAUGUCUUCAUUUAUACAAACAAAUCCCUAAUUAUGAAAUUUACGGGUUUUGAUGAAGAUAUGGAAUUAGAUUUAUGAAAAAAAGGAAAAAAGAAAAAAUUAAUGUAGAUAAUGGUAAUAACCAUGAAAUUCAACAUGUGGUUCAUGAGCAAUGGCAUAUGUCGAUUGAUUUAGUAAAUCAUCUAAUGUGCACUAGGCCCAUGGUGUAAAUAACUUGAAUACUUCCCGUGCCAAUUUCUCCCCGCCCGAUAACUAACACACAGACAAUGUCCAUCCAUUUUUGAGGUAUAAGUUUGUACUAACAAAGCUAAAAGGAACCCAUGUUUUCUUGCAGUCUGCUAAAAACAUUUGCUUUGCCAUGGCAUUGUCUUCCACCAUGAUUUUCAGAGUGAAACGGUGUGAGCCCGAACUGGUGGUGCCGGAAAAACCUACACCUCCUGGAAUAAAGAAACUCUCCAUCAUAGAUGAUCAAGAAGGUUUUAGGUUUAAUUUUCCUGUGAUGUUUUUCUAUAAAAGGAGUCCUUCGAUGAGAGGGCAAGAUCCAGUUGGAGUCAUUCGAGGAGGAGUUGCUAAAGCUCUGGUCUAUUACUUUCCUUUAGCUGGUAGGAUUGUGGAAGGAGCAGAGAGAAGACUUAUGGUUAAUUGCAGCGGGGAAGGAGUGUUAUUUGUAGAGGCUGAUGCAAAUGUCAUGAUUGAGCAGCUUGGUGACAGCGUAUUGCCGCCAUGUCCAUUGAAAGAGGAACUUCUUCACGAUGUACCUGGUUCUGAAGGGAUCAUUGGCUGCCCUCUUUUGCUGAUUCAGGUAACCCGAUUCAUCUGUGGUGGAUUUUCCUUGGGAAUCAGAAUUAACCACACAAUGGCAGACGGCUAUGGGAUAAUGCAAUUUCUAAAUGCUAUUACCGAAUUUGUUAAAGGUGCUUCUGCACCAUCUAUUCCACCAAUAUGGGAAAGAGAACAAUAUUUUAUUGCAAGAUCACCCCCAAGAAUUACAUGCACACACAAUGAGUAUGAAGAAAUACCAUACGCCAAAUCUUCCACAAACGUUGUUGAUUCAGAAAACUUGGUUCGAACAGCGAUUUUCUUUGGUCCUAAGGAGAUACAGGUCCUUCGUAAUCAUCUGAUGGAAAAAUUUCGUGGGUGUUGAAGAUUCGAUCUCAUCACGGCAUGCUUGUGGAAAUGCCGCACAAUUGCACUUAAUCCACCCAAUCCAGACGAGAAAGUUCGUCUUUCAGUCACGAUGACUGCGCGUGGCAUAUCAGGCCUACGUUUACCAGCCGGAUACUACGGAAAUGCAUUUACUUUUCCAGCGGCUGUAUCCACCGCCAGAAUCCUAUGCACCAGUCCAUUAUCAUAUGCAAUUCAUUUGAUUCAAAAUGCAAAGGCUCAAAUGACUGAGGAGUACGUUAAAUCAGUUUCAGAUCUUAUGGUGAUCAAGAAACGACCAAAAUAUAUAGCUAGCCGGAAUUUGAUUGUUCCGAACUUUACACUGCAAGGUUUUGAUAAGGUUGAUUUUGGGUGGGGCAAUCCAAUUUACGGUGGGAUUCCUUUCGCCACUUCAGAUUUUGGCGUUUACACGAAUUUCAAGAACAGUAAGGGAGAAUAUGGAGUUGUAAUAUCCUUAUUCUUGCCACCUUUGGCUUUGGAAAAAUUCAAAAAUGAGGUUAAGAAGAUGACUGGUGAGUCAGUAAUUCAAAAAAUAUUAUCUUCUUACUGAAUAUGCAAGGAGAGUUCAUUAGUGUCCUAAGAAUGUUUCUCCUUUACCUCAAAAGAGAAUCCGUUUGGAUCUAAAAGUGUAUUGUAUUGAAUUUCAGUUUCUCUAUUUGUUUCAA
Messenger RNA from Olea europaea var. sylvestris, 1857 nucleotides. RefSeq names its product methanol O-anthraniloyltransferase-like. NCBI's taxonomy places the organism in Eukaryota, Viridiplantae, Streptophyta, Magnoliopsida, Lamiales, Oleaceae. Bases 387 to 1172 code for a protein of 261 amino acids. The transcript has 2 exons. The record is from RefSeq and is a predicted model, not a curated record.